Molecule: messenger RNA, 1432 nt
Organism: Linum trigynum
Lineage: Eukaryota; Viridiplantae; Streptophyta; Magnoliopsida; Malpighiales; Linaceae
Source: the annotation of a GenBank genome assembly
UUUCAUCAUCAUCAAUAAAAAGCAAGCAGCGCGACACCGUUCCAGGCUUCAUUGAAGAGAAGAAGCAACGCACGUGGAGUGACGUUGUUUCUGGCAAAAUGCCACUUAGUCCUCAAAUUUGUUAAAGACUACUCUUUUCCUUUUUCGGCCUGUACUUACUUUGCUUCCAAACUUUGUCUUCUUCCUUGUUUUGUAAGGUUUCUGUAACCCUUUGUGACUUGUUCACCAGCUAUAUAAGCUGUGAAAUGGAAUGAGAGAAGUAGCGAUUUAGGGUUUGCUCGAUCCAUAACGUUGUUAUGGUAUCAGAUCCUGGUUCCUAGAGAACCCUAGUCGCCUCAAAACAUGGCAGAAAAUGUCCAAGCAGAUCCAGCUGCAGUAGAGAAUGUACAACCCAAUGUUCAAGUCAAUGUUGAUCCCAUGGCGGAUCCCUGAUACCUACAUGGAUGUGAGCAACCAGGGUUGUUGUUGGUGGGAGAGAAACUUACCACUGCCAACUACAACGACGGGAGCCAGGGCAUGUUGAACGCUCUGGGAGCCAAGAACAAGCUUGGAUUCAUUAAUGGCACCAUUCCUCACCCAGGAGAUGCACAUCAUAAUGCUUGGGCUUGGAACAGAAACAACGUCAUGGUGCUGUCGUGGAUCCAGCAAGCAGUUGAUCCUGUCAUCAGAAAGACCAUCAUGUCUUGCAAGACUUCCCUUGAAGCCUGGAGAAGCCUCAGAUCUAGGUAUGGACAAGGAGAUGUGGUAAGAAUAGCUGAACUCACUGAAGCUUUAAGCAGUUUGAAGCAGGGUAGUCAAUCUGUCACAGAGUAUUAUGUAAACUUGAUUGCUAUCAGAGACGAACUGGAUAAUUAUCAACCUCUUCAACAUUGUAUCUGCACACCCAACAGUCGAGAAACAUGUGUAGCUAUGAGACUUAUGUUUGCUUACAAGGAGACUAACUAUGCCAUACAGUUCCUAGGGGUCUGAAUGAAAAUUUUUCCUCUGUGAGGUCUCAAGUUCUGUUUGGUUAGAUUAGAACAAUAAUAUAUAAGUAUAGAAGGCGUGAGCAAGAGCGAGUGCGAAGGAAAUGGAAGUUCAAGCAAUCUAGAUUGUAGCAUGCAAGGUAUGAAUGUUGCUCACUGAUAGAAUUGCCUAUUUAUAGAACAAAACUAAACUCAACUUGAUCCCUUCAUCCAUCACUUAAUUCAAGGCUUAGGUGUACCACCAUCACAUUAUUUAUCAAAAGCUUAAAAUCAAUUAUUAAAGCAGACAAUGGUGAUAACAAAUUGCAUCAGUUCAACAUUUCCAAUAUGUACGUGAGGAUCGUUUCCUAAUCUUAAAAGCUACAUAAAACCACCAUGAUAAGAACAAAGCCAAUUAAGACUAUCCGCGGCUGGCGGGCAAAGAAUUAUUUGAUAAGCACCAAGGUAAAUAAAGGUAUUGCGUAAGU